CAAUACAUCUCGCAACUUCAAACCUCCCUCCGUCUCUCAGCACAGCAGCAAUUCUGGAUACAGCACGACAUCUCUUACUGCCGCGCCUGGGGUUCCCAGGAGGCACGCAUACCAUCCUCUCCCUCUAGCAUUUCUCCUGCUGCAUCACAGUCCCAGAUCAUGGCCUUCUCCAACACGCCGAGUGAUAGGAUGGACGAACUACGCUUUCGGAGGAAUGAUUCCUCCUCUCUGGUCGGCCUCGUCUCUCCUCCGCGAAAUGGCUCUCGAUUGCCUCAGCCUCUGCAAUCGCAAGAUGGCCGUGGGGGCCUGAUGCGUCGAUUCACUACCGAUUCCGGCCGGAUGCCUACAAUUGCCUCUCUCACGAGCCAUCGCGGUGGGCUGGACUCGCAGGAUUGGGGACCAUCGACGCAUCAUAAGGUCCAGCUUUUGGAGAAGAAGAAACUCGAGUACGAACGACUUCGAGAACAAAAGCGCCGAUUCGAGGCCGAGAUGCAAUUGCUGGAUCUUCAGCAACGCAGAGAAGAGCAAGAACUUGCUCAGAUGCAAGAAGAUCUCGGACGCAACACCAAUUCAACCGCCGGUCACCAAUCCGAACCUACCACGCCCCCAGAGUACCGCGAGACCAGCUCUGGCUUCCCUUCGGUAUUCUCACGUCCGAAUAGAUAUUCGACAUCAAGCCUCACAUCACCCCCGGGCCUUUACAACAGACCAGGCCGAUCUAGUUCCCAGCUCACCUCGCCGCAAUCCGGCAUUCUGCAGUCUCGCCUAGUCAUGGACGACAAACUUCCGUCGAGGUCUGUUCCUGGCUCAGGGCGGACUAGUGAUGAGGAUGAGAAGGAGGAGGCAGUGAGACAAGACCCUACAAGUCACCGAUCUACCAAUGCCCUCAACAGGUACUCCAUGCCAGUAACAAAGUCUCGAAACGGCAUGCACGAGAUGCUGUCUCUCGAUCAGACCAAUACCGCCCGCUUUCUCUUCGGCGAGGAAGAUGGCGCAUCAUCCCCAGAUGUCAAGAACUACCUGCAGAUGAAUGCUACGGAUGAUAAGUUCCCGAUUCUUGUCCGCCGAGAAGAUUAUCCGGGCCUCCUUUCCGCAUCUUCAGCUGCUCUCGAUCUAGCUCUGUCUCAGUCGCCAGGGCCUGAUGCCAAUGCCAAUGGGUGGGGCGCGUUUGCUCGUCACCGCCAUUCUCAACAAAGCCUACCAAUGAAUACCAUCCAAGGAAAUGGCUCAGCUUCUACUCCUCAGUCGAACGGACCUGACUCUCCCAUCAGUGUUCGCCCAUCAUACCGGCACUCGUUGGAUUUGAAGUUCUUUGAUGGGCCCCAAGAUACCUCUUCGCAAGUGAGCUCCCCAAAGCACGUUCAGGCCACACCCCCAAAGCUGCAGUCGUCAUAUUCGGCAAACGACGUCCCUACAAUGAGAUCGACAACGAGCAGCAUAUCUGGAGUCAACACCACCCCGAACUCGCAUGCUCAACAGCACUUGCACAACCACAACGCCAGCUUGGGCCGCAUCCCCCCCAGCGCGAUGAGCAAUAGGCUUAGCCGUGAGAUGGCUUCAGGCGAGAACUCAACUUCCCGCGAAGCCCAAAGUAAUGGUUUUCAGUCCAUCCAGUCCGCUCUUCAAGCAAGUGCGCCACCAUUUGGCCCCUCUUUGACCCAGGGCGUAUCUCAAGCCCCGGUGCCUACAGCGAUGACGUCCUCCGCAGUUCAACAACCAUAUCCUAUCCCCGGUUACUAUAACAACUAUAACAUGCAGAUGAUGACCAUGGGUAUGCAGAACAUGCAAAUCGGCCAACCAAUCUACUCUCAACAGAGCCCUUACAUCAACUAUGGAAGCAUGUAUCCACAAGCUGGACCCCGUGAUAGCCAGGCUAGAGUUAUCCAGCAACGCCGCCAAAACGACAGUGAGUCAAUGAAUCGCUUCGCCAAUCUGUCACUUGAACAGCUCGGCGGUGAGAUAUAUGCUCUCUGCAAAGACCAGCACGGCUGUAGAUACCUUCAAAAGAAACUGGAAGAUCGCAACCCCGAGCAAGUCCACAUGAUCUGGCUUGAAACCAAUCAACACGUUAUUGAGCUGAUGACUGAUCCUUUCGGCAAUUAUCUCUGCCAGAAGCUUCUGGAGUAUUGCAAUGACGAAGAGCGCACUGUCCUCGUCGAAAAUGCAUCCCAUGACCUUGUCCGCAUCGCUCUGAACCAGCACGGAACUCGAGCCUUGCAAAAGAUGAUCGAGUUUAUCUCGACCCCUGGCCAAGUCCAAACUAUCAUCGGGGCUCUUCGGUACAGAGUUGUUGAGCUCAUUCAGGACUUGAAUGGAAACCACGUCAUUCAGAAAUGUCUGAACAAACUUUCUCCUACGGAUGCCCAGUUUAUAUUCGAUGCUGUUGGGCACCAUUGUGUUGACGUUGGCACUCACCGGCACGGCUGCUGUGUCCUCCAACGGUGCAUUGACCAUGCUUCGGGAAGUCAAAAGGCUUGGCUGAUCGGGCAGAUUUCUAAUAACGCCUACGCCUUGGUCCAAGACCCAUUCGGCAAUUAUGUUGUUCAGUACAUCCUUGAUCUGAAUGAACCCAUCUUCACAGAGCCUCUGGUCGCACAGUUCAAAGGUCGUGUUAGCCAACUCUCGAAGCAGAAGUUCAGUUCCAACGUCAUUGAAAAGUGUCUCCGCUGCGCGCAGGAGCCCUCCAAGGACAUGCUGGUUGAGGAGAUGCUACAGCCCAACGAGCUCGAUCGACUCCUUCGGGACUCUUUCGCAAACUAUGUCAUUCAGACAGCUCUCGACUAUGCCAAUCCGCCUAUGAAGAAUCGCCUAAUCGAGGCCAUCCGUCCUCACCUGCCUGCCAUCCGUACAACCCCUUACGGCCGUCGAAUUCAGGCUAAGAUCCAAGGAAACGAAGGCCGCAGCGGCCCAUCAAGCGGACAAGCAACCCCUAAUGAAAUAGAAUCGAGUCAGGCACCUGUGCGUCACCAGCGUGGCAUGUCCAAUGCUUCGGCCGGUAGUUUCGUGAGCCCCGCCGGUGCAUACACAAACGGUUAUAGUCCUGCCGCUGGCGCUUCCAAUUCCAAUGGUCUACCAAUCCCUUCCACUCGCCCAGCACCCCAACCGGCGGGCGGUUUUCCAGCCAGUGACCGACUUGCUUCUGCCCCGGGUCCACAGCAAUCUUAUCCAUACGCUUACGGUAGAGGCAGUAGUCAGACAGGGGCGGGGAACUGGCUCUAACCUGCUCUCUCUCGUCAUGACGAUACGAUCUUAACGCUUGUAACGGUACGAGGAACGAUAUUACAUUUUCUAGUCGUUGAAGAGGUCAACUUUCCCGAACCAUCACUGCCAUGUUUAACCCUCGCGCGAGGGUUCUAAUU
Molecule: messenger RNA, 3359 nt
Organism: Amorphotheca resinae ATCC 22711
Lineage: Eukaryota; Fungi; Ascomycota; Leotiomycetes; Helotiales; Amorphothecaceae
Exons: 7
Coding region: 160-3219 (1019 amino acids)
Biological process (GO): post-transcriptional regulation of gene expression
Cellular component (GO): cytoplasm
Molecular function (GO): mRNA binding
Source: RefSeq, a predicted model, not a curated record